GGACUAGGAGGCAGGAAUAUAUAUCGCCAGCGGUCCAUGGGUCAAUAUCAUAAUCUGAGGCAGCAAACGGAGCGGCAAACAAGUCGCCACAGGCAGCAAGGAGCAGUUGAGUUUCCCAUAAAUCAAAGCGUCGCAAUUUGCUGCUGACGAACUGCAACGCAACAGCAGCAACAAGAGCAACAUCGGCGGCAACAGCAACAACUAUGCCAUUACUGCUGGCAACAACACUCGCCAACAAUUCCCAUCAUCAACACUUGAGCUCCACGGCAGCAGCAGCAGCAGCAGCAACGGCAGCAACAGCAACCAUGUUGCUGACGUCGCCGACAGCAGCAACUCAUUGCCUUGCAACAGCAACUUCGGCAGCAGGUGUUAAUGUUCAAAUUACUGGCCAAGGCGUUUCAGCAACUCUAGUCGACGCUCAACUGCAACUGCAACUGCCGGCAAUGGCAGCAUCAGCGGCUAAUUAUGCCGCUAACGUUGGCCAUUUGAAUGGCUUUAACCCUAAAGACAACUGCCCACCAGUUCCACCCACCAAGGAGGCAUUUGAGGGAUUGCUGCGCCUGCCGCAGAUUCAAGUCAAGCAGGAAUUCAUGGAGUCGCCACCGGAGAGAUCCAGCUGCCAUCCCAUGGACCACAGUCACCAGCAGACGGCAGCGCUGGCUACAAGCUGUCGUGGCAAAACAAUAUUAAAUCCCUGGUAUCUAAGGCCAGCCGACGGCAUUGGAUAUCAUAAUUAUAAUGGCAGCAACAAUAGUGGGGAAAUCAACAAGGAUGUUGGCCAGCCGAUGACUUCCGCAUGUGGCGAUGGCCAGACAUGUCUGCCGGUUCCGUAUUUUGGCAUGGAGACGCUGGCAUCUGUCAAACAGAGACAGAAAUCCCUGCCAGAUUUUCUAAUACCGCUGCACGAAAUUAUGUUCCAACAACAUCAUUACCAGCAAAGGACAAUGGGUACAUUAAUUAAUAGUCUGCCGCCCAGCUUGGUCGGUGUGGGUGGCUAUCCACCCAAAACAGAGACGUUCAAGUCGUUAACCCCGCCGAAACCACUGCAGAAUCACCCGAAUCAUCAGAAUCACACCGGCGACCACUCCUUUGUCCGGCACUUUCACGAACGAGAUCGCCUCAUUCGGGAGCACCAGCUCAAGCAGCAGCAAUUGCGUGACGAGGAGGAGGAGGAAGUCCUGCAGGAACAAAAGCAGGACGAGGAGCACGAAGAGGAGUGCCUAGUGGUGGAGGAGCCGGGGAAGCCACAGGAUGUUCCAUCUGAGCUGGAGCAUAACCAUCAUUGGCAUGGCAUCGUUUGCGAUGCCAACGGUCAUGCCACGAAGCUGCUUCACAUUACCCCUCCGAAGGCAGGACCACCACUAGCACCACAACGAACGCCAGCCAGGCAGGUCCUCCCCCCGAAUCCCGCAUCCUUCGAGACCAUUGUGGUGCCACCCAAGGAGCCCAGCAUUUACGAGCAGCCAGCUCCAAACGGUCGACAUUGUCGUCCUGCCAACAAAGGAGAAGUCAACUUGUGGCCUAUGCUAAUGCAGGAAAAUGUGGAAGUGCAGGAAAAUGUGAAAAUGCAGGAGAGGGCGACAAUGGAGUCCAUGGAUAUUCUGAUCAGAAUGCAGGCGACAAAGGAUACGUUCCACACGCACACACUGAAACUCGGCUAA
Messenger RNA from Drosophila takahashii, 1661 nucleotides. Lineage: Eukaryota; Metazoa; Arthropoda; Insecta; Diptera; Drosophilidae. The record is from RefSeq and is a predicted model, not a curated record.